Messenger RNA from Acanthopagrus latus (yellowfin seabream), 4688 nucleotides. It is a transcript of the gene amigo3, whose product is annotated as adhesion molecule with Ig-like domain 3. NCBI's taxonomy places the organism in Eukaryota, Metazoa, Chordata, Actinopteri, Spariformes, Sparidae. Bases 1449 to 3056 code for a protein of 535 amino acids. The transcript has a single exon. Gene Ontology annotation, molecular function: protein binding. The record is from RefSeq and is a predicted model, not a curated record. Gene Ontology annotation, cellular component: plasma membrane.
ACGGGAGGCAGCAGCGACUGCAGUCAGCUCAGCCUCCACACACACUCACACACAUACACACACACACACACACACACACACAUCUGGAUCAUCAGUGACAUCUGGAGAACUCUCCUCGUUCUCGGUGGAGACAACGAGGAGCUCAGCGCUGUAUGUUUCAUGUUUGGGAUGUCGGGGGAAGAGAAGUGAAGCCGUUUGAACAUCUCUGAUCCUCCCACAGCUGAGAGGAAGAAAAGGACGAAUCAGCCAGAGGAGGAAAAAAAGACACACAGUGUGAAAGCUGCUGCCGCUGCCUGUGAUUGACUGACUGAGUGAAGUGAAGUGAAGUGAAGUGAAGCGAAGCGAAGUGGAGUGGACAGGAUGCUGACUGCUUUGAAAAUCUGAUCCGGGACUCGGGGCGGGCUGUGGGCGGCAGAACACGGUAGCCGUGAUUCACAAAACCCGACUUGGCGUGAAAACAAAGACACCAACUACGACGAGGCUCCCGCAUCACGAGACGAGCUGCCGAGUGAAGAGCAGAGGGAAUCAGCUCGGGUGGGGAAGGUGAAGGUUUGUUUGGAGAGAUGCUCUGCAGCCUGGUCUGACUACUUCUCUGGAAAUUAGUUUGAUGUCGGCUUAAUGCUCGAGAGAAAUCGAUCAUAAAAGGAAACAAAUUGUAGGACUGAGGAUUCAGACAUGCUUCAGUCUACUGAUGGAUUGUAGAGGUGAGAGCAAGUCACAGCUGCUCUGAUGAUGUUUCCUCUGUCUGGAAUAAAAACUGACGAUCAGGGAGAAUAUUUUAACACCACAAUGUGCUCCAUCUGCGUUCCACUGUACCAAACACCUGGAUGAGUUUUAAACUUUGACUCUUAUCUUUGAACCACAAUAUUUCCCUUUCAUUCACCUGAACCGAGGCAGAGCAGAGGAGUGUUUGUUGACACACCUGCACCUCUCACUGAUCUCAUGCAGCCACCUCUCCUGUUUUCCUGCUGGCCUCUCCAGAUGGCUGCCGCGCUGCCUGGUGGAUGCAAAUGCAGUCGCCUCAUUCAACAUUAACAGGGCUGAACAAAACAAACGAUCAGCUGGAAGCACACAUGAAACUGAGCCAGUGAGCACUUGUUCUUUGCCCUGUGGCUUCAAUACAGCAAAGCAAAUAAGAUUUCAGUCUUGGACGUGUCAUGAAAAAGAUCAGAGUGAAACACUGACUCUGGGAGAUUCGCCCUGUGGCAGAAACACAGCAGAGCAGCAGCAGAGAAGAUACUUCACUUCAAUGUGUAACUGGAACCAGAUCAAAAUGCAAACUGUUCAGUGGGAUGUGUUAGUCCGUCAGGAGUCUGUUUGUGUUGUUCAACAAAUGAGAUGAAUCCGACUAAAGAAGGAUGUGAAGCUUCAUGUUCUCACUGCUGUAAAGAGGAGACGGUGACAGAGAUAUAAGAAACAGGUCUGAUGCCCACAGAGCUGCUGGCGUCAUGUUGUGUGUUGCUGGUAACGCUGGUGUCCUGCAGGGUGUGGUAGCAGCUUCACCAUCAUUGUGGUCUGUUGUUGUGUUGUUGGUCUGGCUCAGCCCAGUCCAGACCUCCAUCUGCCAGUCUCAGGACUCUUCUCAGGCAGCCCGCUGCCUCUGUGCCUCGGACAUCCUGAGCUGCACCGCUGCCGGCCUGGAGCGGGUCCCCGCAGAAAUGCCCGUCUCUGCCGUCACUCUGGAUCUCAGCCACAACCGGAUCGAGCAGCUGGAGGGGGGCGCCUUUGAAGGACUUUAUCGACUGGAGACGUUACGGUUAGCUCACAACCUGCUGACCGCUGUUCAGCCGGGGGCAUUUCGAAACACCUCUGGGACUAUGCUCCAACAUCUGGACUUGUCAUCCAAUCAGCUUCGUGUUUUGGAGCCACAUUAUUUCCAGGAUUUGCCCGGACUGGAGGAACUGCUGCUGUUCAACAACCGGAUCGUCCGUGUGGAGAUCAGAGCUCUGGCAGGACUGAACAGCCUCCGCAAGGCCUACCUCAGUCACAACCUGCUCACUGACUUCCCCUUCUUUUCUAUCCAAGAGCACAGCCAUCCUCACCUGUCCAUGCUGGACCUGUCCUCAAACCGCCUGCCUAAACUACCCCUGGAGGACAUAUCAAACUUACCCCUGUCAGUGCAGAGAGGACUGUACCUGCACAACAACUCUCUGGUGUGUGAGUGCUCCAUGUACGGACUUUUGCUGCACUGGGAACAGAGAGGCUUCGCCUCCGUCACAGAGUUCAGGCAGGAGCACACCUGUCUGGCCUACGGGAUAAAGAAAGUGCGUUUCUUCAGGAAUGACCGGUACUCUGAAACAUGUAACCUGACAGCCAUGAUUGGGCUGCUGAAGGAGCAGAACAGCAGUGUCUCAGUGAAGGCCGGGGAGCCCGUGGUGCUGCACUGUGUGACCACUCUCAGCGGGCAGCACGUCACCUUCCUCUGGGUGUCACCCAAUCAGGAGUACGUGGCACCGCCAGGAAACAACGAAUCAUUAAAGAUGUUCACUAACGGCAGCCUGAAGAUCGUGGCAGCACGUGCAGAGGAUUCUGGGAUCUACUGGUGCAUGGCUCGGGACCUGCAGCGGCAGCGCAACGAGACGCGAGAGGUCAACGUGACGGUGGUGCUGCACCCUGACCGGGAGCUUCAUGAGUCCUUCAACACGGGAUUCACCACGCUGCUGGGCUGCGUGGUGAGCCUGGUGCUGGUCCUCAUGUACCUGUACCUGACGCCCUGCCGCUGCCCUCCCUGUCGCAAGGCCUCCGCCCCCGCCACGGCCACCUCAAGCCAGGGGAACGAGGUCGGGGCAGGGAGCGCCCAAUCCUCCAUCCUCACCCCCACCCCGCCAGCAUCCACUGAGGGCCCGGGCCGCAAGGUCAGUACCAACAAGCAUGUGGUGUUUCUGGAGCCAAUCAAAGAGCAGCAGAACGGCAGACUGAGGGCGGGGCCUGUAGCAGGGGGACACCUGGGGCCGGGGUUACUGCUAGGGGCAGAGCAGCACUCGAAGCAGCAGAGGGCAGGAGAGACGGACUCCAUCAUGUCCGUCUUCUCAGACACUCCCAUCAUCUCGCCAUAGCAACGGGACCAAUAGAGAGACACAGACUAAGAUCACCUGUCCCUCACUUCCUGUUUCUCUGGUCAUCUCCUCACCACCUCCCACUGCACCCAGCACUCCUCCUGAGCAGACCAGUGAUCCACUCUGACCGACAGCUUCUCACCUUUAGCUUCUCAGAUGAAACAGAUCAAGUGCAAUUUAAACCAAAUGAACUAUUGUUUCCCUCACUCAGCUCCACGGCCACGAACCAACGCACUGUGACGGGACGGGCUCUCACAGACAGACAGUGUAGGGACGAUAGUGAGGACAGACAAACCUGUCAGGAUUCAAUCAGACCAAGAAUAGAAAGAAGCUGCAGAAACAGUCUCAAAGUCUGAGCCAGGAAACUGUAACAGUGUGCAGAAACAGCUGAGAGGACGUCAGGAGGUCUCACAGCAGGUGCAUGGACUGCUUCUCACACAGCACUGGGCUGUCCCUUUAAGCACGGCUUGUACCUUUAAUGAACAUUUGCUACCUUCUUGAUGCCUUCUCGUCUCGUACAGAGACACAGAGAGAAAACUAAGAUCUUUUUGUAGAGCUUUUUAGCAUCUUCUUUGUUUCUGUCAGUUAGAAAACAACCUGCGUAGUGUAGCUGCGUCUGUCACAACUGCGUUAGAGUAGACAAGCCAGACAGAAGAAGAAAAGCUUUUAGUGAGUAAAAAUAGAUUUUUAAAGGAUAAGGUUUGAUUCUCAACUCCCUCUUUCUCUUCCUCUCCCUCUCCACUCCUCCUCCUCCUCUGGUACAUGAUUACUGUCAUCAGUAAGAACUGGAGUUCAGAAAAACAAAAGAGUAAUAAUAAAUAAAACCCUCUGGAACAUCAGCUGACAAUAUUAAUGCUGAAGAAGAAGUAGAAGUGUUUGUGGGUUCACAUGGAGACUUUCUAAUGUUUUUUUUUAUUUACUGUGCAGAAUAAAUGUGACGAUGAACAGGUGACGAAGACAAGAUUUGCCUCUAUGGUGAAUAAUCAGCAGGACUGAGGGGAAAUCAGGGCCGAUGUGUUUUUGUGUUUUUGUCCUCACUGUAUUCACUGCAUCUCCCUCCUGCACUGCCUCUCCUCACUGUCUGCUGUCCUUUACCUGUGUGUUAAUAAACCUCUGUAUCUGACUGCAGGUGACGUCUGCCUUCUUAUUGUCACUGACAUCACAGUGGUGUGUGUGUGUGUGUGUGUGUGUGAUUGAGCAUGCAGCCCUACACCAACAGUCUUUGCAUACUCAGCCUGGACAAGCUGAAUACAUUUUUACAAUGAGUGCUUCAGGAAAUUUAAGUUUCUUCUUGCAAAAUAACAGACUUCACAGUGAAGUCUGUUCUGUUUGUAGUUUCCAUAUUCUGCUGCUGCUGUUUAAAAAGAGACACAGUGACAGGAGCAGAGGGUUUCAGAGAGCAGCAGGUUCCUACAAAACUCAAUAUGUGGGUUUUAAAACACAGUCGAGAAAUAAACAAGAACACUUGAUAUGAUCUUCUAGGCUGUGAAGUAAAUGACAUGUUUGUUAACCUGCUGAUGUCAGCAGCAGCUGUCUGUUUCCACUGAUCCAACCAUUGAACCAGUAACACAACAACACCAGACUCCCUUAACAAAUGUAGUGAAUUUAAGAGUUGUUUCAUGAGGAGAAACU